AUGGGAUUUAGAGAUUUUGAGAAGUUUAAUGAUGCCUUACUUGGCAAGCAAGUCUGGAGACUUUUUACUAAACCAAACAGUCUGGUAGCAAGAGUACUCAAAGGGAAAUAUUAUCCUAAUACAACCGUUCUUAAUGCUGGGAGUCGGAAACAAGCUUCUUUCUUUUGGAAUUCUGUUCUUCAUGGACAAUGCUUAUUGAAGAAAGGACUAAGAUUUAUUAUUGGCAAUGGUAAAUCUGUUAGUCUUUGGUCUGAUCCUUGGCUACCCACUUCUCCACCUCGGCCACCAAUCCCUCUGGAUCCAAAUAACACUCUCAUAAAGGUUUCUGAACUCCUCAAGCAGAAUCAAACAGGAUGGAAUGAGGAUUUGAUUCGUGAAUCAGUUAUAGCAGCAGAUGCAGAGGAAAUUCUAGCCAUGAAGCUUUGUCCUUUUGCAGAAUCUGAUCAUCUAGUAUGGCACUACAAUAAGUCUGGUGAUUACUCGGUUAAAUCAGGGUACUGGUUGGCAACACAUGAUGAUGCAGAGAAUCAAGUUGAACCACCUCCUGGAAAUCUCAGCAUCAAAACAAUGAUAUGGAAGUUACCAACAGCACCGAAGCUACAACAUUUUCUAUGGAAGAUGAUCACUAGUUCCUUACCAUUAGGGAGCAAUCUACAGCGUCGUCGUGUUACAAACUCUAUCAAAUGUCCCCACUGUUUUCAAGAGGAAACAACUGACCAUUUGUUCUUUGAAUGUAUCUAUGCACAAAGGAUAUGGAGAGCCUCAGGUCUACCACACAAUGUUCUUCUUCAACCACAAAUGGCCUUUGAAGACAAGCUUACUGCGAUCAUACAACAAGUUCCAACACUUCCGGACCAUCUACGACACCUUCCAUGGUGGAUCCUCUGGCGAAUAUGGAAAUGCAGAAACAAGAUGCUCUUCCAGAACCAAACUAUACAUUGGAGAUCAACGCUACAAGCAGCAUACUUUGAUACAAAAGAAUGGUUGGAAGCCUAUCAAUUCUUAGAUACUGAUAAUAACAGAAGGAGUCAAAACAGGAAUGUGGAAACACAGCAACACAAAUGGAUCCGACCACCAUCUGGAUAUACAAAAUGCAACUAUGAUGGAGCUUUUAGUAAUACAGAGAGAGGAGCGAAAGCAGGAUGGAUAAUAAGAGAUGAUAUGGGAAUAUUCAAAGGAGCAGCAAAUGCCACAACACGUUAUCCUAAAACGGCUUUGGAAGGAGAAUUACAAGCUCUGUUAUUUGCAAUGAUGAACUGA
Raphanus sativus (radish) is the source of this 1260-nucleotide messenger RNA. RefSeq lists its product as uncharacterized. Lineage: Eukaryota; Viridiplantae; Streptophyta; Magnoliopsida; Brassicales; Brassicaceae. The transcript has a single exon. Gene Ontology annotation, molecular function: RNA-DNA hybrid ribonuclease activity; nucleic acid binding. The coding region runs from base 1 to 1260 and encodes 419 amino acids. The record is from RefSeq and is a predicted model, not a curated record.